CAUUCGCGCACCAUGAGCGGCGAGUCCACCAAGACCGACUAUUACAAGCUUCUCAAUGUGGACACCCACGCUUCCAUGGAGGACAUCAAGCAAGCGUACCGGAAGCUCGCUCUGCUGCACCACCCCGAUCGAAAGCUUGGACAGACAACUGAAGAAGCAUCAAACAGCUCGUACUUUCAAGAUGUCAACGAAGCAUACGACACCCUGAGCGACGUCGACGCACGAACAGCAUAUGACUUGAAGCACUACGGCAUGUCAACGUUCUCGUCGAAUUUGAAUCCAACUAUUACAGGGGCUGUCAAGGACAACGGGUACAAGCGACUGACGUCGGAUGACGUCAACCGUCUCCUUGCCAAUGCCAAUUCCAUGGAGCGCAUGACGACAGCGCACUACCAUCUCAACCGCUCGACCGUUGCACCGACCUCGAUCGGUCGUCGUUCCGUGAACUUUGAAGAGCGUAAGGCAUUCCGCAGCAAACGCACGCCGCUGCCUACGAAGAAUGCCACUAUGGCGUGGUUUGCCGUCCCUGCAGUCAUGCUCGUCGUGUGGGGUGUAGGAAUCAACUCAAUGAUGGCGAGUAGCUCCAAAGCACGACACAGCGCCAAUUAAUACAACUAAACCUCCACCUCACACACACCACAAAGACCAAAACAACAUCCACGGAGAUUUGAAUCACGACAUGAGUGUCUAUAAUGGACUCUCUAGCUUGGACAAUAGCACUUAGUACUCUUCGCCGUACUCCAUGUCUUCGCCGUCGCCUUCCUGCGUUUCCGCGCUGACUUCUUCGUAGUCCUUCUCAAGGGCUGCCAAGUCUUCGCGCGCU
This is a messenger RNA of Aphanomyces invadans, 823 nucleotides long. RefSeq lists its product as hypothetical. The coding region runs from base 13 to 609 and encodes 198 amino acids. Gene Ontology annotation, cellular component: nucleus; cytoplasm. NCBI's taxonomy places the organism in Eukaryota, Oomycota, Saprolegniomycetes, Saprolegniales, Verrucalvaceae. Gene Ontology annotation, molecular function: protein-folding chaperone binding; protein folding chaperone. The record is from RefSeq and is a predicted model, not a curated record. The transcript is spliced from 2 exons.